Molecule: messenger RNA, 2597 nt
Organism: Anoplopoma fimbria (sablefish)
Lineage: Eukaryota; Metazoa; Chordata; Actinopteri; Perciformes; Anoplopomatidae
Gene: adss2l
Product: adenylosuccinate synthase, like
Exons: 13
Coding region: 321-1742 (473 amino acids)
Biological process (GO): IMP metabolic process; 'de novo' AMP biosynthetic process
Cellular component (GO): cytoplasm
Molecular function (GO): adenylosuccinate synthase activity; GTP binding
Source: RefSeq, a predicted model, not a curated record
GUGAAAUGUGAGGUUUCAUCAACGGGGGUCUUUAAUUUGAGAUUCAUUAGCAAAACAAACAAAGACACCGAGUUACAUAUACUGGCUGUGUGUGUCAAUGAAUUGGUUAUAGUCAGUUUAACAGAAUAAUAGGGAGAAUGAACAAUGAUAACUGUGCCUAAUGGAUGUACAUGUAUUAGACACACAACCAAGGAGACCAAGGAGAAACAGCGCCACCUAGUGGUGACGCGGCAGAGGUGCACUUCCCGUGACGCAGAGAAACGCGGUAAAACGAUAUUCCGUUGUGUAGAAGGAGGGGCAGCAGCAGCAGCAGCAGCAGCAUGGCAUCCGACAGCACGAUGGCUACCGUGAACGGACGAGAGGCAGUCUCCCUGAACGGGGAACCGGUCGUGAAGCGGCCGCGGGAGAGCGUCUCGCGGGAGUCCUCUCUCCGGGUCCCGAAGGAGCCGCAGAACAAAGUGACCGUGGUGCUCGGGGCGCAGUGGGGCGACGAGGGGAAGGGGAAAGUUGUGGACUUGCUCGCAAUGGAUGCGGAUAUUGUAUGCAGGUGCCAGGGAGGCAACAACGCGGGUCACACGGUGGUUGUGGACUCGGUGGAGUACGACUUCCACCUGCUGCCCAGUGGGAUGCUCAACAAGAAGGCUGUCUCCUUCAUUGGCAACGGAGUUGUGAUACACCUACCAGGUCUGUUUGACGAAGCUCAUAAGAACCUGCAGAAAGGCAAAGGAUUACAAGGAUGGGAGGAGAGAUUAAAGAUUUCUGAUCGUGCCCACCUUGUGUUCAACUUUCAUCAAGCUGUUGAUGGAAUCCAGGAGCAGCAGCGUCAGCAACAAGAAGGGAAAAAUUUGGGAACCACUAAAAAGGGCAUCGGACCGGCCUACUCCUCCAAAGCUGCUCGCAACGGUCUGCGAGUCUGUGACCUUGUCUCAGAUUUCAAGGUCUUUGAGGGCAAGUUUCGUAUGUUGGCUGAACAUUUCCUGACGAUGUAUCCGGAACUUAACCUGGACGUUGACGGUGAACUGGAGCAGCUGAAGGGAUAUGCAGAGAGGCUGCGUCCCCUUGUGACUGAUGGGGUUUACUUCAUGCACAAAGCUCUUACCGGUCCCAGUAAGAAAAUCCUGGUGGAGGGAGCCAAUGCUGCUCUGCUGGAUAUCGACUUUGGGACGUAUCCUUUCGUGACGUCAUCUAACUGCACCGUGGGGGGAGUGUGCACUGGUCUUGGCGUGCCUCCAUCAUACGUUGGCCGAGUGUACGGUGUCGUCAAAGCGUACACCACCCGGGUGGGCGUUGGUGCUUUCCCAACAGAGCAGGAUAAUGAGACCGGAGAUCUGUUACAGUCCAGAGGGAGAGAGGUCGGUGUGACGACGGGCAGAAGGAGGCGUUGUGGUUGGCUGGACCUGAUUUUGGUCAGAUACGCCCACAUGGUCAAUGGCUUCUCUGCAAUUGCCCUGACAAAGCUCGACAUUCUGGACACGCUAUCAGAGAUAAAAGUGGGCGUGGCCUAUAAGGUUGACGGAAAAUCUCUACCCAGUUUCCCCGCAAACAUGGACGUGCUGACGCGGGUGGCGGUGGACUACGAGACGUUGCCCGGCUGGUGCUGCUGCACCGAGUCCGCUCGGAGCUUCGAGGAGCUGCCGCCUCAGGCACAAAAUUACAUUCGGUUCAUCGAGGACUUCCUGCAAGUGCCAGUGAAGUGGGUUGGAGUCGGCAAGUCCAGAGAGAGCAUGGUCAAACUGUUUUGAUCCGUCUGCCGACCUGCGGGUUCAGAUAAUUUCAGGUUUUGAUAGGAUUACCAGAGGAGUGUAAAAUGCAAACUCUCUUCAAGGAAAUACUUCACCAGCAAGGCUACUUGUGAAACUUUUAGUUGCUGCUUUUGCAUCACAUUUGCAAUAAUUUUUCCCAGAUGUAAUUUAUGCAUUCCACAUAAUGUUUCUUAUAUUUAUUCGGGUGUUAAUUUUUAAAACAUGAUGCAAAUGGAUCGAUCAUUCUUUAUUCCAUUCCACAGUAAAGCAGUUUUCUUUUCUUUUCAAGCAUUUGAAACUCAUUAACCAUAAUUGAUAGCUUUUCUCCCGUUUAUUUUUCUUUACAUAUAUUUGAAGAGCCAUUGAUGAACAGAAGACUUCAUAUUAAAGUGCACAACACAAUAAAGCAAGAGAUACUUUUCAGGCUUUGUAAUAAGAUGGGGAAAUGAAUGACCGCCUUUGUGCGAUCUAUCCGAUAGUGAACUUUUCUAUUGAACAAUUUUAAAACAGUUUAAAAACAUGAAUGCAUCUGUUUGUAUCACUAUUUUCAUGAUGAGUGUUGGAAUGAACAUAGUGCUUUUUAAAAUCAUCCUCAAAAUGGAUAAAUCAACUCUAAACAACUUGAGGUUAAAUAGCUGUUUUCUUCAUAAUAUUUGAGGAGAAGUUAAUAGAAAUUCCUCAUCCACGUAGAGACAUUAGCUGGUCUUUGAGAAGUUUGUGUAAAUGUUAAGAAAAUGGCCAGUGGGCUGUAAUGUACCAGAGUAUAUUUCAAUAUGUUUCAUACACCAUUUCAUUCAUUGUCAAUGAUGUAAAAGACUAAGCUUGCUCUUAUCAAUAAAAGGAAACUUAUCAUUA